Setaria italica (foxtail millet) is the source of this 860-nucleotide messenger RNA. RefSeq lists its product as uncharacterized. Lineage: Eukaryota; Viridiplantae; Streptophyta; Magnoliopsida; Poales; Poaceae. Gene Ontology annotation, cellular component: chloroplast thylakoid membrane; chloroplast stroma. Bases 168 to 737 code for a protein of 189 amino acids. The transcript is spliced from 3 exons. The record is from RefSeq and is a predicted model, not a curated record.
GAGGCCGAGCAGUUCGCUUCGGGUCCAUCAGCUUAUCCCUUCAACACCCUUCGUGUCCUCACGAUCACGAAUGAGCACACUGCUGCCCGCGUUAGCUUUGCUGUCCUGAAUCGAAUCUCCACUGGUGCUCCCCAGCGCAGAGCUUGCACACGGAACUGCAAGCCAGGAUGUUGCUAACCCGUCUAUCCAGCUCGUCCUGUUCGUCGACGGCGCUGCAGAGGCAUGCGUGCACCACCGGCAAGCCCCCCUUCCGCGGCGCCGCCGGGUGCUGGAAGAAGCGCGAGAAGCUCCCCGGCUUCAGAGCCAGAGUGGCCGUCAAGCCGCCCUGCGCCGCGCCAGGGAAGGGCGGCAUUGUCCCGGCCGGCAACGAUGACGACGGGGUCAGCCUCGGCACAGUGAAGCUGCCUGGCAACAUCGACGUCGCUCGCUUUGAGAGCCUACUCUUUCAGUGGGGAAACAGCCUCUGCCAAGGCGCCAACCUGCCGCUUCCGGUGCCUCUCAAGGUGGACAAGGUUGAGGGCGGCAUCAGACUAGGGUUCAUCGCAGUGGACGACGGCGCGACGCAGACGCUGGUUUACAUCGACUGCCUGGUUUCUCAGGCCCCGGACGGCUCCGGGCCGGUGUUCCGAGCGAUCAGGAACGGUCCUAUGAAGGACAAGGAGCCACCUGGAGAGCCCAGGAUCAUGAGAAGCCUCCUUCAGGCUCUCCAAAAGUCUAUUCAAAUUGCACAAGUUUGACAGUGUAAAGGGCUGCAAUUCCCUGUGACUGUAACUGACGAGAGCCCAUUGAAUCCUGUUAUUCUCGUUCUCCUCUCUCGACACUUCAAAGAAAUGAAGCUAUAAGUUACUUUGAGGAAGUUA